AUGAACGGACGUGAAAGGUAUCAACCGAGACAUCAUGAUAAUAACAGCAGUUCUUCUGUCUCCUGUCUAUUUUACAACAAGAUAGGUGCUUGCAGACACGGUGAAAAAUGUUCAAAAAAGCACAUCAAACCCACAUCAUCAAAAACUUUACUUUUGGCAAAUUUGUAUCAAAAUCCGAAGCUAAAUAAGAAUGAAAGUGAAGAACUAAGUCAAAAACAGAUACAAGAAAUUUUCGAUUUGUUUUAUCAAGAUAUUUUUAUACAUUUGAGUACUUUGGGGGAAAUUUCAUCUUUGGUAGUAUGUGAAAAUGAAAACAAUCAUUUAAAUGGGAAUGUAUAUGUGCGGUAUUUUUCAACAGAUGAUGCAUUAAAAACGAAUAAUGAAUUGAAUCAAGAAUGGUUUAAUGGAAGACCUGUACAUUCGGAGCUAUCACCUGUACUAGAUUUUAAUGAUGCUCGAUGCAGAGCUUACGAUACAAAUUCUUGUGAAAGAGGUGAAAUGUGUAAUUAUAUGCAUAUACGACAACCAUCCAAAGGUAUAAAAGAUAAAUUGUACAAAGGUCAAGAGAAGAAAUAUCAAUUAAUAAAGUUGAAAAGAUUGCAGAAUGAAUUGAAAGAUGUAGAAAAGAGAGAGCAAAGGGAACAAAAUGGAACGCACAUUAAAAGCGAAACGAACAAGUUAUUGAACUCCUUAUUUUAA
This is a messenger RNA of Lodderomyces pseudojiufengensis, 699 nucleotides long. RefSeq names its product splicing factor SR family protein. The coding region runs from base 1 to 699 and encodes 232 amino acids. NCBI's taxonomy places the organism in Eukaryota, Fungi, Ascomycota, Pichiomycetes, Serinales, Debaryomycetaceae. Gene Ontology annotation, molecular function: pre-mRNA 3'-splice site binding; metal ion binding. The transcript has a single exon. Gene Ontology annotation, biological process: mRNA splicing, via spliceosome. The record is from RefSeq and is a predicted model, not a curated record. Gene Ontology annotation, cellular component: spliceosomal complex; U2AF complex.